Molecule: messenger RNA, 757 nt
Organism: Lycium ferocissimum
Lineage: Eukaryota; Viridiplantae; Streptophyta; Magnoliopsida; Solanales; Solanaceae
Exons: 2
Coding region: 43-579 (178 amino acids)
Source: RefSeq, a predicted model, not a curated record
ACACAAAUUACAAUGAGCUAGAUCUAGUCUAGAGAAAAAAUAAUGGCUUCCUCCUCGUUUGCUUUAUUCAUCUCUAUGUUGCUGCUUGGUGGCGUCACUUGUUAUGGCCUAGAAGUUGGAAGAAAAAUGCUGGUUGAAAACUUCACUAUUCCAUCAACUCCAACAAAGAAGGUUGGAACUCGCUUUUUCACGAGUGUUAUUCCAUUAACUCCAACCAGUACAGAUGGAACUCGCGAUUUCAUGAGUGUUAUUCCAUCAACUCCAACCAGGAGAAAUGAUGAGGGACAAGAAAGGGUAAGGAGGGAAAUAGAUAUGAAUGAACCAGCAAGGAUGAUAGAUUGUGACGAUGUUGAAGAAGAAGAAGAAGAAGAUAAUCAAGUGAUAAUGGUUUCAUCACCUAGCAUCACUGUUUCAAAGAGGGGAACUCGCAAUUUUAUGAGUAGUAUUCCAUCAAUUCCAACCAGUACUGUUCCAUCAAUUCCAACUAGAAUUAUUCAUCAUGGAAGUCGGAAGAUUCUUACUAACCGUCGUCUAAUUGAGGCCAAAGGUAGCACGUCUCCAACUGCGCCCGGCAAUUAAUCUCUCUCUUUUUUUUUUUUUUUUUAAUUACAUAGUGGGUAGGGGGAAAAAUGAGGAAGGGGAUUACAAUAUGGGACGAGGCUCCCCAUAGAUUCCUCCAGUUCCUCCAGUGAUAUGCUGGAUUUGUGACAUGUGUCCUACUAAAGAAUUAAUGAAUCAGAUCUGCCUUGCUAAAGUA